Messenger RNA from Sarcophilus harrisii (Tasmanian devil), 2339 nucleotides. RefSeq names its product mex-3 RNA binding family member D (gene MEX3D). Bases 215 to 2296 code for a protein of 693 amino acids. Gene Ontology annotation, molecular function: RNA binding. The record is from RefSeq and is a predicted model, not a curated record. NCBI's taxonomy places the organism in Eukaryota, Metazoa, Chordata, Mammalia, Dasyuromorphia, Dasyuridae. The transcript has 3 exons.
GGGAGCGGCGGCAGCGGCGGCAGCAGCAGCUGCAGCGGCGGCAGCGGCGGCGAGGAUCGGCGCCCCGAGCCCUGCCCGGGCCGCUGGCCGCCUCCCCCCCGAGGGCCCGGCUCCCGUCGCUGCAGCAGCAGCAGUGGCCGCGGCAGGAGCGGCAGCAGCAGCAGCUCCGGGGCUAGCGAAGCCCGGCUCCCCGCCGCCCUCCCCGCGCCCGGCCAUGCCUAGCUCCAUCUACCAGCCCGAGGGAGGGGAGGCGGCGGCGGCGGCGGCGGCGGCGGGACCGCCCCACGGCGGCGGCCUGGGGAUGCUGAGCCCCGGCCCCGGACAGCAGCAGCAGCAGCAGCAGCAGCAGCCCCCCGCGCCCCCGCCGCCGCCCCCGCCCACCCCGCCGCCGCCCCCGCCGCCCCCGAUCGCAGACCAGGGCGCAGAGGGGGCGGCCCCGCCGGAGCAGGAGGAGGCGGCCGCCGCCGCCCUGAGGUUCGCCCUGGACCAGCUCUCCAUCUUGGGGUUGGAGGAAGAGGAGGACGACGAGGAAGAGGAAGAGGAGGAAGAAGGCGGGGUGAACGGCGAGGCCUGCGCCGAGGAGGAGGAGGAGGAGGAGGAGGAGGACGAUGAAGAGGAAGAAGAAGCGGCCGACGGCGCCCUGGAAGACCUGGACCCCGCCACCGGGCCCGGGCUGGACGCCCCCGGAGGGGUGGCCGUCGGGACGGGGGGCGUUCUGGGAGCCCUCCAGAUGUUGGACACGGACGUGAGCCCCCCGGCCUCCAACACCACGUCCCCGCCAGAUGUGUUCAGCAACUUCCACCACCACCCACACCUGAGCCACCACUCCAUCCUGGCGGAGCAGAUGAGUGUGAUCGGCAGCCGGAAGAAGAGUGUCAACAUGACCGAGUGUGUCCCCGUGCCCAGCUCGGAGCACGUCGCCGAGAUCGUGGGGAGACAAGGAUGCAAGAUCAAGGCGCUUCGAGCCAAGACCAACACGUACAUCAAGACCCCCGUGCGGGGGGAGGAGCCCAUCUUCAUCGUGACCGGGCGCAAAGAGGACGUGGAGAUGGCUAAGCGGGAGAUCCUGUCGGCAGCCGAGCACUUCUCCAUGAUCCGAGCCACCCGCAACAAGGUGAACGGCCUGACGGGGGCCGUGCAAGGGCCCCCCAACCUCCCGGGGCAGACCACCAUCCAGGUCCGUGUGCCCUACCGGGUGGUGGGGCUGGUGGUGGGGCCCAAGGGAGCCACCAUCAAGCGGAUCCAGCAGCAGACCCACACGUACAUCGUGACCCCGAGCCGGGACAAGGAGCCCGUGUUUGAGGUGACGGGCAUGCCAGAGAACGUGGACCGCGCCCGCGAGGAGAUCGAGGCCCACAUCACCAUGCGCACGGGCUCCUUCAUCGACGCUGGCGCAGAGAACGACUUUCACUCCAACGGCACCGAUGUCUGCCUCGACCUGCUGGGGGGGCCCGCUGGGCUCUGGGCCAAGGCCCCCAAUCCGGCCCGGCGGCCCUCGGCGGGCCUGCGCGCGGACAGCCUGGCCCCCGCCGAGGCCUUCUACGGCAGCCGGGCUCCCGCGGCCGAGCCGGGCCCCACCAGCCCUUACGGGCCAGGGCCCGGCCCCGGGGGAGGCGGCGGCUUCGGCUUCGGGGGCGACAAUCAGUCCGGGGCCCCGCCCGCCCCGCCGCUGGGCUCCGAGGACUGUGACUUUGGCUUUGACUUCCUGGCCCUCGACCUGACCACGCCAGCUACCAUCUGGUCCCCCUUUGAGCGCACCAACCCCCUGCAGGCCUUCGGAGGCUGCCCUUCGGUGCCGGGCUGCCCCCAGCGGAGGAACAGCGGGCUCAGCGGGGCCGCCACCCCCCGCCACUCGCCCACGCUGCCCGAGCCGGGGGGCAUCAGCCUGGAGCACCCGCUGGCCCGGCGCAUCCCCAGCGAGCCCGUCAGCGCCCUCUCCUGGCUCCCGGGGCCGCAGGGCUCGCUCUCGUCCUUCUCCAACAGCACCGGCUACUCGUCAUCUUCGUCAUCCUCCCUGCCGGGCAGCGUGUCAGCAGCGUCGGGCUCUCCCACAGACUCCAGCAGCUCCGAGGGCGCCCGCAAGGCCUCCCGGGACUGCAUGGUGUGCUACGAGAGCGAAGUCAUCGCCGCCUUAGUCCCCUGCGGCCACAACCUCUUCUGCAUGGAGUGCGCUGUCCGGAUCUGCGGGAAGGCUGAGCCCGAGUGCCCUGCCUGCCAUACCCCAGCCACCCAGGCCAUUCGUGUGGAAGCUGCCGGCACUAGGCAGACUGGCUGUCCUACAGUUAUUUCCAAAUAACAGUAUUCAGUUGAAAAGUUAAAAUAAACAGAGAGAAGAGGUC